This is a messenger RNA of Betta splendens (Siamese fighting fish), 5520 nucleotides long. RefSeq names its product integrin, alpha 1 (gene itga1). Gene Ontology annotation, cellular component: external side of plasma membrane; integrin complex. Gene Ontology annotation, molecular function: integrin binding. The transcript is spliced from 30 exons. NCBI's taxonomy places the organism in Eukaryota, Metazoa, Chordata, Actinopteri, Anabantiformes, Osphronemidae. The record is from RefSeq and is a predicted model, not a curated record. The coding region runs from base 224 to 3787 and encodes 1187 amino acids. Gene Ontology annotation, biological process: integrin-mediated signaling pathway; cell-matrix adhesion; cell-cell adhesion.
UCCCCUUCUCACACUCCUCCCUGUUUCUGUCUCGCCCCGUGGAGUGGAGACCAUCCCCGCUGUAGUAGUGGCGUCCUUUUUCAUUACUAUCUGCGGAUGCUGCGGAGCAGGAAAUGCCUCGUGAUCUCUCGCCGGUCAUUUAGCGAGCUGACUGCGUGGCUGCGUAACGCGGAGAGAAGGCGCGCGGACUAAUUGGAUCGACGCGGGCACUUCGUGCGUCAGGAUGCUCGCGGCGGGUCGACGCUGCGCCCUGACGGCGGCGGCGGUGGUCGUGCUGCUGGCGUGCGUGCUGUCCUUCAACGUGGACCAGAACAACGGCCUGUCGUUCAGCGGGCCACUGGAGGACAUGUUCGGCUACACCGUCCAGCAGUUUGAGAACAGCGAAGGGAAGUGGGUUCUGAUCGGAUCCCCGCUGUCUGGGCAGCCGGCGAAGCGCACAGGAGAUGUCUACAAAUGCCGCGUGGGGAAGGAGGACAACACGUGCGUCAAACUGGAGCUGCCCCAAAACACAACAGUUCCCAACUUACGUGAAGUCAAGGAGAACAUGACCAUGGGAACCACGCUGGUGACCGAUCCCAACGGAGGAUUCCUGGCGUGCGGCCCUCAGUACGGCUACAUGUGCGGCCCGCAGCUCUACAUCUCCGGCGUCUGCGCCAACGUCAGCUCCUCCUUCCAGAUCCUCAACUCGGUGGCACCGACCGUGCAAGAGUGUGGGAAGAAGCUGGACAUCGUGAUGGUUCUGGACGGCUCUAACAGUAUCUACCCGUGGUCCAGCAUCAUCGACUUUCUGCGCCGCUUUAUUGAGAAUAUAGAGAUUGGACCUGAGCGCUCACAGGUGGGAAUCGUGUCCUACGGCGAGACCGUGACUCACCGCGUCAACCUGAGCCAGUUCGACAGCACUCCCAAGCUGCUGAGAUUCGUUGAAGACCUUCCUCAGCAGACGGGCUUCAAGACCAUGACCUUCUUGGGAAUUGAUACUGCCAGGAAGGAGGCCUUCAUGCCUGAGCGCGGUGCACGACCUGGUGUGAAGAAGGUCAUGGUAAUCGUGACUGAUGGUGAGUCGCAUGACUUCCAUAACCUGGACAAGGUCAUCAAAGACUGUGAAAACGAUGACAUCGAGAGGUUUGGCAUUGCUGUCUUGGGAGACUACAAUCGCCAAAACAAAAGUGCAGAGGAAGUACAAAAGUUCAUUAAGGAGAUCGAGUCCAUCUCCAGCGAGCCGCUGCGAGAGCAUUUCUUCAACGUGUCUGAUGAGGUGGCCUUGUUGAACAUUGUAGAUACUCUGGGAAGCAGGAUCUUUGCUUUGGAAGCUACUACCAGCAAUUUCACCUCCUCCAUUGAGAUGGAGAUGUCCCAAACUGGAUUCAGUGCACAUAAUUCUAGAGAAGGGGUGUUACUGGGAGCAGUGGGAGCGUAUGAGUGGAAUGGGACCGUGGUGACGCACAAGGACGGGAGAACGAUCACGCCUGUGAAGAACGCAUUCUACAACGCAAACGUUGAGAAAGGCUACGAAGGGCUGGCCGGGUACCUCGGCUACGACGUCCAGUCAGCCUCCACCCGUGGAGGAGUGCUGCACAUCACCGGCGCACCGCGCUACAACCACACGGGCCGCGUGGUCGUCUAUCGGCUCGACGCGAACAACGAGGUCGUCGUCUCGCAGAUCCUGAAAGGAGAGCAGAUCGGCUCCUACUUCGGCGGCGUCCUGCAGACCGUGGAUGUGGACGGCGAUUCCUACACGGAUCUCCUGCUGGUUGGAGCUCCCAUGUACAUGGGCUCCGAAAGGAACGAGCAGGGACAGGUCUACGUGUAUAAGCUCAACGAGGGCGACCAGUUCGAGCACGAGUUCACCCUGAAGCCCGUCAAUCAGUCGUGCUGCACCGCCCGCUCGGGCACCUGCGCCAACAAAAACGAGCCGUGCGGCGCCCGCUUCGGCACCGCCAUCGCGGCCGUGACGGACCUCAACCUGGACGGGUUCAACGACGUGGCGAUCGGCGCGCCGUUCGAGAACGACCACCGAGGGGCCGUCUACAUUUACCACGGAGACAAGGCGUCACUGAAAGAGAAGUUUGUGCAGCGCAUCCCUGCAGGUGGGGACGGUGAGAAGGUGAAAUUCUUCGGUCAGUCCAUCCACGGAGUGAUGGAUCUGAACGGAGACGGCAUCACUGAUGUUACUAUAGGAGGACUUGGAGGCGCUUCGCUAUUCUGGUCCAGAGAUGUCGCCGAGCUUCAGGCCAACAUGACCUUUAACCCCGCCAAAAUCAACCUGCAGCACCCGCAGCACCAGUGUGAACACGGCGGCCGCAAGUCUGUGUGCGUGUCCGCCGAGGUGUGUUUUUCCUACAGCGUCAAAUCCGACAACCAGGACCCGAGCUCUGCUGCAGUCAUCCGCUACAGUCUGACCCUGGACGCGCUGCGAGCCAAAGCCAGGGCUUCAUUCAUUGACCCCGACGCCGAGGACAAAAACGAGCGCAGGAUUGUCAGAAACCUCACCAUCGGCGACAGAGGGACAAAAUGUCUGAAAGAGACCUUCAUGAUGUCGGCCCGGCUGGACUUCCGCGAUGCUCUCAUGGUGUCUUUGGAGUUCGGACUAGCCGAAGACGUCGGCCCCGUCCUGGAUGAAAGCCUUCCCCGGUCCAUUAAUAAGACAAUUGCCUUAGUGGACUGUGGGGGUGACGAACGGUGCAUCGCUGACCUCUCUCUGUCAGUGCGUUGCAGUGAAAAUAGGCUCGUUAUCAAACCAAAACCAAACACCAACAAGAUCGACGUGGACGUCCAAGUCAGGAACAGCCGGGACAACGCGUACAACACCAAAGCCGUCCUCAGCUUCACGCCCAACAUCAACUACGUCAAAGUAGAGCCUGAGAAGGGAUGCACGCUGAACGGCACAAAGCUGGAGUGCGCUGUUGGAUACCCGUUCCUGGGAACCAACGCCGAGGAAACAUUCAGAGUGAAAUUCGAGGUAAAUCCUGAACACAUUCAGGAGGUCAUUCAGAUCAAUGUGACGACUACAAGUGACAGUGAGGAGCUGGACUCGACCCUCCACGACAACGCGAAGCAAAUCUCCAUCCCUGUGACGUAUGAGGUCGGACUGGCCUUCUCAGUGCAAACCGUGGACAAACACAUUGUAGUGAAGGAGGGCGAUCUGUUCUCCAGUAUAUUCAACGACACCAGUCUGAUUGGAGAGGAGGUCAAGAUCAACUACACGGUGGAGCGUUUGGGCGACGCGGUGCUGCCUGAGCUGGGCCUCACGGUGACCUACCCCCACGUGUCUCCGCGGAAGAACAACCUCCUGUACCUGACGCACGUCGCCAGCAGCCCACAGGCCAGUUGCAACACCAAGAUCAACCCCGAAAAUAUCAACCCGGACAGAGUGAAGCCCAACCCAGUGAAGGAAACGCUCAGUGAUUUCCUGUUGAGCUGUGAUAAGCUUCCCUGUGAGUCCUUCACCUGUCUCCUCCCCGAGGCCAAGGUCAGUCAGGUCAACGUGACUUUCAGGGUGUGGAAACCUACGUUCAUUAAGGGGGAGUAUUCCUCCCUGAGAAUGAUGGUGGACGGAGUUUUGGACGUCAAAAAAACAAGUCUGUUUCAGCUGAACCCUGAUGUCAAAAGCAGAAAAGUAACGAUCCAGGUUUCCAAGGAGGCCUUAGGAGGGAUCCCUAUCUGGGUCAUCAUUCUCAGCAUCCUCAUAGGACUGCUGAUCUUAGCACUUGUCAUUCUAACACUAUGGAAGGUUGGUUUCUUCAAGAGAAAAUCCAGGGACUACAAAAAAGAGCAAAUAAUGGACUGAGUCAGCAGAUGACUGAUGGCUUCCGGAGCCAAAGUGACAGGCAGACUGAAUUUUAAAUAGACAGACAGGCGGUGGAGACACCCAAAGACACCUCAGCGCUACGACACAGUGACUACCUGAAGAGCAGUUAGCAGUUCGUCAUUUUGUCCCUGUUUUUUACACUUCGAGUCACUGGAGCUGAUCAGAUGUUUCACGUACAGGGAGUGCUCGUAUGCUUUAACUCCGAUGACCUCACAUCUCGGAUCAGGACGUCCAAUAAGAGCACCCGGACAGAAGAUGGACAUCAAUUCCAGAUGUUAUGUUCAUUAUUAACAGCAUUAUCCUGUGUUAUACAUGAAGUUUUUUUUCCAGCUUUAAAGGAGGAACGUACUCAGGUUUAAAGAGUUAAAGUUGCCCAGGCCACCACACAUACCUUCUGCAUCCUUAAACUCACAGUAUCCAACAUUUGCCGGUGAGACAGUAUGUGAACUUUGUUUGUGUUGUAGCUUGACCUCUUGCCUUCAAGCAUGUGCUUGAUUAGUUUUACGAAACACUGUACCUGUAGCAUUUUGUUUUAGUGUGACAUCUUUGUGGAGAUUAUUAACAUAUGGCACAUUUUGACCUGGACACAAGCUUCAAUGCUUUCACAUGAUAACCUUACUUAAAAAAGGAAAAAAAUGAAAUGUUAUAUUUGUUUGUCCACUUUGUCUAAACCUUUUAGUGUCAGUGUAGUUUUAUCUUCUUGUUAGUGAGAGACACCAAAUGUUGUGCUUUGCCCAAAACUUUAAUUUUAAUGUAAAUAUAGACAAGCUUAAAAGUGUAAAACUAAAUAUGUACAUAGUUGGGUUUUUUAUGUUUUGUAAUUUAAGAGAUGUUAUCCACAGAUCUCUAUUUUUUGUGUGUAAUUAGUGGUCAGAGAGGAUUUUGCUCAGGUGCUACAAGUAUCAUGGAUGAUGACGUUGAGGUUGGAUCUAUAGGACAAUCAUUUGGCCUUUUUUUGGCAAUUUCAAGGCUGAUGCAAAUGUGUGAAUACUCUUUAUUUUAUUGAAACAAUGAAAGUACAAUUAUUCUGUACUACAAAUAGGAAUUUGUAUCUGCUACUUUGAUUUGAAGCCUGUAAAUGUGUUUUUAAAAGGCUUUAACAUGAUGAAAAUGAAAAGAUUUCAGUGGUUCAUAGGUGUUUUGUUAUUGUGGUAGAUAGUUUGCAGGCAGACCAGAAUAUGCACAUGUAGUGUUGUAGGCAUAUUGUUAUCCAGUAUGUGGUACACAGUACUCUGAACUGUUUUCAUUCAGUCUAAUUUCUAAUCUAUUUUUCAAAAGUUGCACAGCUACACAUUUUGUUAAGAGGCUCUGUUGUAUAUUGAUGAGGUCGCCCCCCUCUCCCAUUGUUUUACCAUAAAAGUGAGUCAGUGACUCCUCAGACAUCUCUCGCCACUGUUGACAUGAAGCACAUAUGAUGAAUUGUAUGUACUCCUUUUUAGAUUGUGUGGCUACAUCCAGCUUAUGCACGAGGGACGAGUUAGGGGUCUCCCUUUGACUGCUUGAGGUGGUCAGGGAAUAUGUUUUUCUGAUCUUACUUUCUGGCAACAUCUAAGAAAAGUCAGACACAAAGUGAGAUUUGUGAGCUCCACCCAGCCUUCUACACUGCUGUGAAGUCUUUACUGUAAUGCACUAGUUUGUUAAACUGUAUGCACCCUCAUCAGCACAGAAAUGGACGGAAACUUAUGUACAAAAUAAACACAUUUUACAAAGAA